This is a messenger RNA of Cladocopium goreaui, 5975 nucleotides long. Lineage: Eukaryota; Dinophyceae; Suessiales; Symbiodiniaceae. The record is from the annotation of a GenBank genome assembly.
AUGAUCAGAUCCCUGACGUUUGGAUUCCACAGAGUUCUGAAGCAACUGUUCUUAAGGCUGUCAAGCUCCAACCAGCCAAAGAACCAAUUCGAAGGCCGCCGCAUACCGACAUCGACCACGGUAGCUCCGAGAUGGCUGAGCAACUGGAGGUUUCUCAUGAUGAACUUCUUGGAGCUUCUCUACAAUGUGAAACAGAUGGUCCUGAUAUACGCGGCCACGGCCAUGAAACCUCGUCUGAAGGAUGCCAUGCUGGACACGUACUUUCCAGCUCAGACUGCCACGACAAUGCUGAAGACCGUCACAGCAGCCCAGAUGCAGAAGAAUCAGCAGGUGGCAUACCCCAACGACCCGGCGAGGCCGGUGGAUGGUGAACACCGACAAGGACAAGUCCCUGGUGUAGUGCCAACCAAAAGCUUCGCCUACGGCAAAGACACCUUUGGGCCUUCCAAAGGGGAUCGACCUCAAGACUGGGUAUGCCCUACACCCCGAAGAUCUGGGGCGCCAUCGUCUUCAACAACAGCAGCAACAACCAUCCACCCCACCGACCAGCCGAACAAGCCAGACAAGUCACACGGCGUCGCGGUCAAGGGUAUCAGCAAGUUCCUUGGUUGGCUCGCGACCAUUGCCGUCGCCUUCAAUGAGUCAGGCCAGGGCCAAGAACCGACCUGCAGCAGUGCCUACAUCGGCCAGACUCACCGAGCAGAACCUGGAGUUGUUGGAGGAGGACGAUGUGAGCAUGGCCAGCUGGGAGCAGCCAGCACCGAGUUUGGCUUACUCACCCAGCAUGGCGGAUCCAGAACAAGAGCCUUCAGCUCGCCGGGGCGAGAUCAUGUGGCCGAGCCGUCGUCGAAGCCGCCAGGCGGAGGUUCCUUUGCAAGAGGAGCUGACACUGGGAGAGCACGGCGAACAUCUAUGGCAGACAAAUCCUAUCCUCCUGACAGAUGGGGAGAAUUUCGACGAGGCAGAGGAGGAAGAGGCCGAAGCUUAGAUGGGCUUCGACUUCAUGACAAAGUAUGCCAACUCGAUGGUGAUCGACCUCAUUCUGCAGAACACCAACAUGAACCUUUGGGGCCCAAUGCGCUUCGAGGAUCUGCAGAUGAACCAUUGCUCAAAGAAGACCGCGGGUGGCAACAACUCCGCUCUGGGCAACAGAAACGUCUCCUUGGGACUAUAAGGUCUUUGCGCAAGUGCUUGACCGUGGAGACGCAACUAUAUGCACAACAAGCUGCCCGAGCACGAGCAAUGAGGCGUCACCGUUGUGACUUGUUGGAGGUCUAUGGUGGUUUUGCCAACAUCUCCAUUGAGGGGAUCAAGCAGGGUCUGAAGGUGGCACAGCCCAUCGACAAGGUGCACGGUGUGGCCAUUGAGACCAAGGCGGACCAUGAACAUCUUCGACAACUUCUACGGCGACAUCGGCCUUUCCUGACGGUGUGGGAGAUCAGAUGUGACCCCUGGUCGCACAUCCAGCACUUGAACUACACGGCCGAACAACUUGAAGAGCUACGCGCCCAACAUCGCCUUGAUUUGGAGGAGAUGGCCAAGACCAUUUGCGAGCUCUAUGAAUUGGGAUGCCAUUUUCUUUUGGAAAACCCCUGGGGCACGGAGUUUUGGAAACAACUGGAACUACAGCCUGUUCUUCGUCUUCCUGGUGUGGAGUUGAAGCGCGGCUCUAUGUGCAACUUCGGCCUCAGAGGACAUGAUGGCUAUCUCCUGAAGAAGGACACCGGCUGGUGCAGCGAUCUCCCGAUGGUGUUAGCUGCAGUGGCUGUUCCAUGUCCAGGUUCUCACGAACAUGAAGAAUGCCUGGGCACCAAUGCGAAGCGGGCUCAGAUCUACACCAAGAAGCUUGCCCGCGCUGUGGUUGGCGCACUUUUGCAGGAGCUACAGCUUCGUGGUGAUGAGCGCUUCUACAAGCAUGUGGAGGACCUGAAGCCUGAAGAGAUCAAGGCGAAGAAACCUGAGGCAAUAGCUUCAGCUGACGCUCCAGCGUCUGCCUUGGAGCCAGAGGACAAGUUGGUUUUGGACGCUGCUGGAGAACCUCAAGCUCAACUGGCUUUGGAUGAAGGAGAUGACCUUCUUCCACUACUUGCUGUUCCAGCUCAACCUGCUCAACCAGUUGCUCCUGAGCUUGCGAUUGUGCCCAAAGCAGUGCCGGCAACACCUUUGUCUGCACCACCUACGCCAAGAACCAGGAGGCAAAAACAACUGGCUGACCAACCAGCAAGUGCGGCAGCGCCCAAACAGCCCAAGAAAGACAUCAUGCUUCCAGCACAAGGUCAACAACCACUGAUCUCAACAGAUGUUCCUGCAGGAUGGUUUUUGGACCCCGAAGGUCGUCCAACUUGCGUGACCGAGAAUGCCAAGACGAUCCCAACACCAGAUCCACAACAAUGUGAUCCUGGACGUUAUCAAUACAGGACAACAUGGUCACACCACAAGAACCAAUGGAAGAAGUUGGAGGAUCGUGUGCUGUGGAACCAGACUCCUGCUGCCGACAUUUCUGUUGAUGGAGCACCAGUGGAACGUUUGGUUACAACGUUUUCUCCUGACCAAACUGUUGGUCGACGGCCAUCAAUUCAAUCCACUGUGGAGACCCAACGUGGUGUCAAAAGGAAUGCUGAACAGUCCGAGCUGCCUGAACAGCGUGGACCUGAACCUACCUCAAGUGCGACAGUUGCUGAGCCAGCCGCAGAUCAAGCUCCAACACAAGCACCAGCCGAAGCAAGUGCUUUGCUGACCUACUGCGGUGAAUGUGGCAGCACUGACCAAAAACAUGACCUUCCUUUCGCACAGUGCUCGCGCUGUAGUGCGCACUCCUUUGUCACCGAUCCUCGCCAAGUGAUGAAUUGGUUUGAUGAAGUUGAAGAGCGCCAAGCUUUUGAGCGACUUCAAGAAGAAGUGACCUAUGACGCUAGACUGAAACAAUGGUCUAGCCUACCUCGAGCUGACUUGCAAGAAGUUCUUCUUCCUGCCCCAGAUGCCAUGGAUGAGGCCUAUGAGAACGAAGCUUUUCUGCUGGACAUUGGGCAGUGCUUUCGUCUUCCACCUGACGAUGCAAAAGAUGAUGCAGCCUCAGUGUGGAGUGUGGCCGUCCAGAAUGGGGACAACGAAUGGCAAUGGCAGGAGAUUUUCCAGAACAUUGGCAUCGCCCUGGACACUUUCCAGGAAACUCUGCAAUCAAUGCCUGAUGAAGCACACAGAGCCCUCUUCAUCAAGCACCAGAGAAAGAGCCGUAGACCUUUGCGGCGAAAGACCUUCCUCCUGAAGAUCAAGCUUCCCAGAAAAGAGCGCCACUGGCUUCGGCGACAUGGCCGACACAAUGUUAUGAUGUGCGGAUGGGAUGGCUCCCCACCUGAACUUCAACCUCUUUUUCAAUGUGAUGAUUUCAGCAAGAUCUUUCACAACUAUGUCACUGACGUCGCGGACAAGAAGACCGCUACUGUGGAUGCGGAAGUGAUCCAGGCUGCGGAGCAGCACAUCAAGCAUGGCAGACCCACUUGGGAACAAGUCGCUUGGCAGAAAGCCGAUGGACCUGACACUUUCAGCGUGCAUUUUGCCGAGAACCAGACCAUCACAGGUCCUGAGUCCAGCGACGAGGAGGAGGAGACAGAUGGAGUUGGCAGAGCGGCCAAACAGGCCUUGAAGAAAGAAACUCCCUGGCGAACCAUUAGCGACGAAGAUCGCCCCAAGUUCAUUCAGUCCAACCAGGAAGAAUGGAAUGAAUGGUUGAAGUGGUCAAGCUGCAAAGCUGUUUACCCACAGCCAGGAGAGGUUGACCCCAAGCUGAUUCUCAAAUCCAGAAUUUGCUAUUGCUGGAAGCCCAAAGAUGGUGGCGAGGGUCAUGCGCAUAGGAAAAUCGACUUGAGCACUGCCGUAGGUGAUGGCAUUCUGAUCCAGGAUGUCACCUCCUUCAGCUGCAUCGUCACCAGCGCUGCGCAGGCCUCGUGGCGCCUGGCGCUCAGCAGCUUCAAGGAGACGAUGAACCGCGUGGGUGCGCAGGGCUUCUGCGCAGCCAUCAACGCCUGCGAAAAGGGACAGCGAUGGCCACAGGCCAUUCAUCUGCUGCAGAUGCUGCGACUGCGAGCAGAUGCGACCUGGGCCGAGUUUUCAGGUCCCCAGCUUCAAUGCAGCGCUGAGCUGCUUAGAGGGACAGCUGACCUCCAUCCCAACGACAUCAGCUUCAACAGCCUCAUCAGCGCCUGCGAGGAUCGCUGGUUCUUGGCGCUGCAUUUCCUGGAGGUCAUAGCGUGGCAGGGCGGUGCAGAUGUCAUUUCCUUCUCUGCGGUGCUCCGAUCGCUGGAGAAAGCAGGACGUUGGAGCGACGCUUUGCGGGUGCUGGAUGGGAUGAAGGGUGCAACGGUGCAACCCAAUGCAGUCACCUUGGAGGCCACGGUCCUGGUGACUUGGUGCAAACCUGCGGACCUGGGCAGCCCAGUGGGCCACCCCAGCUUGCAGGAUGUCCGAGCUACCAGCCUGGCUGCGGUUGAUCUGCGCACGGUGCCCAUGAUUUUGGAUGUGCAGUUUGCUGUGUAUCGGCCCACCAGCCGGGACGCCAUCGCCAAGAUGUUGAGUGGCAUAGCGGUCGGGAAAGGCCUGAACGUGAAGGGCAAAUCGGCCAAGUUGAACCGGCUCUCCGGGUUCGUGCCCUUCCUUCAGAUUAGUCAAGAGAAUGACAAAGCCGACGUGACAGCGUCGCCCGCCGACGCGCGGACCACCAUCUACUUCGCCUCGGGCGAGUUGCGGCAACGGGCGGCAGGGCAUUUGCAAAGCCUCAUGGAAUCGGAAGAUUUGGAGAUUGAGGACCCUCGCAUCAUUUUCCUGGACAGCUACCCAGACACGCCGGGGCUCAAUGUGCCUGAACCCUUGCUCCGCUUUGCCUUCAUCGACAAGCCGGACAUUCAGCCGGCGGUGGGCUGGGAGACGGGGCGUAUCAGUUCAGCGGCCUUCAUGGACAUGAACUUGCAGGCCGUGCGUGGCGAUUCGAAGCCCCAGGUCGUUCUCUUCCAAUACGACCAGGACAAUGCCCUGAACCCUCACGGGCUUCUCAUUGCGUACGCCGAGACGACGGUCAAACCGGUGGUGAGCGAUUUCGACACCUUCACAGUGGGAAGCCGCGGCAUGGCAUACAGCAGAUUGACUUCCGACCAAGCGGAUUUGGCCAUGUGGGCCCUACGGCACACAGAGCAGCUGCUCCGCAAGCCCCUGGCCUCCAGUUGGACCUCGCGAUGGCUGGAAGUCUUGAAAGAAGCGCACGAUGAAGGCUUUCAUCCCAAGAUCCCGGAGUAUGGCUUUGGAGAUGCCACCUCCUAUCGUCUCAUUGAGGGCAUCGUGGACGCCACCUGCGAGUCGGGUGCGGUGCGGCAUGGUGCGGAGUGCUUCAAUUUCUACUUCCCGCAGGAACUGGACGACAACUUCCUGGUGGUCUGGGAAGGAUUCUGCGAAGGCUACGAUGAUAAGCCGCCCAUUCCCCCUCAGCACUUCCCUGCUACACAGGGAGAGCUCAGGGAAUUCCUGGAGAAACGCGUCGAGGAAAACUAUGCCAUGCCUCUGAAUCCCAUUUGGUGUGUGCGCGAUGAAGGCUGGUACAAGGUCUUGGAAGCUCAAAUGGCGAAUCCAUCCUGCAGUGACGCCUUGAAGGCAUGGUAUCCAGAACAGUCGGGGAUCCUCGAGAAGAUUCAGGAGCUGAAUAAGGAGUUCCCACAGGGUCUUCAGCAAGCGGAUCAGGUGGGACGUCAGUUGCGCUCCACCUUGUCCAACGCCAACGAUUUGGACACCUGUGAAAAGGCGACCUUGGCGUCCACACUGGCGACCGCGGGCAAGAAGAGGUGGGGUGCGGCAUUUCGCAAGGUAACUCUAAUGCAAUCUAUGUCCAGACAAAGUUUCCUCCCGCAGUGAGCGACCACCGAAGCUGUGGUACCGUUCCGUGGAUGGCUGGAUGUGGAACGUUUUGGAAUUUGAACUUCUGGGAAGCCUUC